This is a messenger RNA of Monosiga brevicollis MX1, 955 nucleotides long. RefSeq lists its product as uncharacterized. Gene Ontology annotation, biological process: proton transmembrane transport. The record is from RefSeq and is a predicted model, not a curated record. Gene Ontology annotation, molecular function: proton-transporting ATPase activity, rotational mechanism. NCBI's taxonomy places the organism in Eukaryota, Choanoflagellata, Craspedida, Salpingoecidae. Bases 35 to 712 code for a protein of 225 amino acids. Gene Ontology annotation, cellular component: proton-transporting two-sector ATPase complex, catalytic domain. The transcript has 7 exons.
GGCGGCUCCCCUCCACAAACACACGACCGGCAAGAUGGCGUUGGACGAUCAGCAAGUCAGCGAGCAGAUUAAGCAGAUGGUCGCUUUCAUCGAGUCAGAGGCGCGCGAGAAGGUUGAGGAGAUCAGGGCAAAGGCUGAGGAAGAGUUCAACAUUGAGAAGGCUCGCCUCGUUCAGGAGGAGACCAUUAAGAUUAACCAGCAGCUCGAGCGCCGUGCCAAGCAGGUCGAGACCCAGCAAAAAAUCGAGUACUCCAACAAGCUCAACGUCGCUCGUCUUGAGGUGCUCAAGGCACAGGAGGAGGCCCUCAAGUCGGUCACCGAGCAGGCCACCAAGGAUAUUUCCGACAUCACCAAGGACAAGGCCAAGUACAAGACUCUCCUGCAGGAUCUGCUCACUCAGUGCUUGUGCCAGCUGCUAGAGCCCGAAGCCACUGUUCGCGUUCGCAAGCAAGAUAUCAGUCUGAUCAAGGAGGUCAUCAACGGCGCCAAGAAGGCGGUGAAGGACAAGACGGGCAUCGAUGUCAAGCUGACCGUUGACGAGGAGCACUGCCUCGAUGAGGAAUGCGGCGGUGGUGUCGAAGUGGCGGUGACGGACCGCAUCCGCGUCACCAACACCUUGAAGCGUCGCCUUGAGCUUGCCGUCCAGCAGCUCAUGCCUGCUCUCCGUCUCCACCUCUUUGGCGAGCAGGGCACCCGUGCCUUCUUCAACUAACUUCGCACACUCGGCCCUGUGGGCUACCAUGCACCGGCGUUUUGUGUUUACCGCCUUGACGGCAGUCUACUUGUUCUCUUUUCUCGUGUCUUUGCUGGUGCCUGCCAACAAGCUGAUAUUGCGGCUUGUUGAACUGGUAUUGCCGUUUGCACGUCUGGGUCCUUUUACCCGCAAACCCAAACAUUUGGGUUUUAUUGUGCGUUGUGCGUUUAGCUCCCUUCUUCCCUUUGCUCGUUUAAGUUG